Messenger RNA from Aureobasidium uvarum, 1105 nucleotides. The record is from the annotation of a GenBank genome assembly. Lineage: Eukaryota; Fungi; Ascomycota; Dothideomycetes; Dothideales; Saccotheciaceae.
GGGAGGCAUGCGCGUGCUGAUCAAGAGGCGACAAAUACAUUCGCCCAUCCCGUCGCACGCUCUAUACCGCUCCGUGUCGUCGCGUAGCCAGCAAAAGAACGAAGAACCUAGGGGCGGCACCACCACGCCUGUGCCGGACGAAGCCUCGAUUGUUGUCUCCAAAUCAGCAUACUAUUUCGAGGCCGGCUAUGGACUCUUUGCCAAACGACCAUCACGACCCUUCCCACCGCCCUUCUUAUCUCCUCCCUCGGGUUCCUUUUCCGAUCCACUGAGUACACAUGACCGAAGUCGCGACCGUCGUCCGUCCGUCAAUGGCGACAUGAUCCGCGGUAUCACCAAUGGUGAUGAUGCUGUCCUGGUCAGCGACAACUUCAUAGGCGCAAACGAUGGUNNCUUGUGGUCGCGCCUCAUACUCCAUUUCUGGGCCCUGGAGGCUGAGAAGGAUGCAUACGGAGACGACUCGGAGCCAGAUCCUGUCAGAUACCUCUCCAAAGCCUACCAACACACCAUAGACGCAACCAGUAAACCCAACGAAUGGUUCGGUACCACUACUGCUUGCGGUGCCCUUCUGCAUACCGAUACCAACAAUCCACCCCAUCCUAUACUCUACGUAACUCAACUCGGAGAUUCUCAGAUACUGGUUAUUCGGCCGGAAAAAGGAGAUGUCAUCUACAAGACGGCCGAGCAAUGGCACUGGUUCGACUGUCCGCGACAGCUUGGUAGCAACAGUCCCGAUGUGCCCGACAAGAAUGCUGUCAUGGACAAAAUCACAAUCGCAGAAGACGACAUCAUUCUUGCCAUGUCUGAUGGUGUUGUGGACAAUCUUUGGGAACACGAAGUCGUCGACAAUGUUCUACAGAGUAUGGAGAAAUGGCGAUCUGGUAGUGUUCCUCAGGUGAUGCGCUCUGACGACCAGGGCACAUAUGCAGGAGGCAUGCAGUUUGUUGCCCAGGAGCUCGUCAAGGCAGCUCGCACCAUCGCGCAAGAUCCAUUCGCAGAAAGUCCUUACAUGGAACGUGCAAUUGAAGAAGGUCUCUCGAUAGAGGGCGGCAAACUCGACGAUAUCAGUGUUGUCGCGGCCGUGUGCAAAAAGCGAAUUGGCAGA